This is a messenger RNA of Zasmidium cellare ATCC 36951, 603 nucleotides long. RefSeq lists its product as uncharacterized. Gene Ontology annotation, cellular component: RNA polymerase II transcription regulator complex. Gene Ontology annotation, molecular function: DNA-binding transcription activator activity, RNA polymerase II-specific; transcription cis-regulatory region binding. The record is from RefSeq and is a predicted model, not a curated record. The transcript has 4 exons. Bases 1 to 603 code for a protein of 200 amino acids. Lineage: Eukaryota; Fungi; Ascomycota; Dothideomycetes; Mycosphaerellales; Mycosphaerellaceae.
AUGGAGGCAUUUCACGAGCCUGAUUCUGCCUACGGGUCGGCCGAAUUCGAAUGGUCUUACUUCUGUCAAGAAUCGCACAGCAAGUUGAUCCCGACUAUUUUCGAUGGCGAGAAGGAUUACGCGUUGUUCGAUUACGCUUUUAUCGAUAGUAGAACGACCUCGAGCUACCCCAAUGUUACAGACUUGUCUCCGAGCUCCAGUGAUCCCUCCGAUCAGGGUGUGGAUGAACGUCGAACCAAGCAGCGCGAAACCAAGCGCAAAGCGCAGAACCGAGCCGCUCAAAAGGCAUUUCGUGAACGCAAACUGCAGCAACUGCAGCAUUUAGAAGAGGAGAACUCGGCCCUACGCCGCAUGGUCGAAACCCUUGGCAAGGAGACGGAGGGCCUGAAAAAUCGCAUUUUGGAGAUGUCCGCUUGCCCAGGUAUGCGAGAAGAAUUGAAUGUUGGUGCUCAGAAGCAGCGGAGGGUAGACGAAGCUCAGGAGCGGCUUCUCUCGUUGGAGAAAGACUUGAUGGCCAGCCAUACCUCGCAACAGAAGUGCACGAGCCAUGACUGUCUUAUACUUGGAAUGGUGUCUUGUAUUAGAUCACUGGCUGUCAGUUAG